AUGACUGUAGUCCGCAUAGUCCCGAUACCGCGACGACACACGACGCCGGACGAGAAGCUCCUUCGGCCAAGGAUACAACUGGAGACUCGAGAGCACGCAGCUUAUCUAUACAAAUUCGAGGCUACCCGACCACUCCCCGUUGUUGAUCUCAGAGACACUCUAUCAUAUCAAUGGCUGGGACCACAGCGAAAUCUAAAAUUUCUACGUUGGAUGAAGACGAAUUUUGACUAUAUGCACUUCGGCCAAGUACUGGGAAUCUUACUGGUAAUAGGCGUGGUGGCUACGCCACGUGAAGUCGGAAAAAUUCUAGGACCAGUUUCUGCGGCGCUAUCGAUGACGUCCUUAGUCAGCUCUAUGGCGACUGCAAGCCUCCAUGUAUUGAGGCUUCUCUCUCGACAUUACGAGUUCUGGUUCUUCACGGGUGCUAACUUCGUGGCUUGGACAACGCUCGCUUUCUUCUUAGGAGAUUUGUUACGAGUCAUGUGUUUAGUUCCACUCUGGCUCAACUCUCAACUUGCCAUCUCGAUGGAUUCCAACUUCCGCACGUUCGUGAUAGCUAUACGCACAAACAUUUUAUUGUUGACGGUUCUUAUAGUCAUCGCUGUUCUCGUCUUCCUACAAAACGCUUUAGCUACGUUGAUCCCGUUCAUCAUGCGAGUGUUAUACACGAAACGGAAACUCUUUGCAGCUCACAGUGCCGGCUCUAAGCUCAUCCGGUGUCAGCUGUAUCGGACGCAACUCGUGCUGCGUCCUGUACGGUACUCCCGAACUGCCAGUCUUGGCAUCGAAACCAGCAGUAGAGGUCACGUUCUGCACAAGCAGCUCGGAAUCUCGUCCCCAGUCAUGUCCAUCGCAAGUGCCAACGACACAGCUCAGCAUCAUCAACAGAUCACACUUGUGGCAUUGCGACUUAGCGCCAUUGAUACACGGAACACUGUGCUAAAAUCGUGGCCAAGGAAGCCUCCUGGACGCUUCUCCGUCUUCAAACUCAUCGCGAUCUACGCUACUGGAUCGUACGGUCUAGCUCUCACUGUUGCAACGCUAAUUCUACCUCCAGGCGGAGAGCAAUCAAUGAAGGAAUACGCCGUCCCUGUCGUCGGAUUCAUGCUCAGCUUGGCAUUCUGUACCGUGUUCGCAUGCGCAAGUCAGCGCGAUAUGCUGCGUGCCUUGUUAUUCCACAACUUUGGUUUUCUAUUCGCAAUGAUGCACUGCUCUAUGGCGUGUCUGUGUGCCUCGGAUAUGAUGAGUUGGGAUUAUCGCUGUUGGGCUGUGGCGAGUGCUUUCCUGUGGUUCGUGUGGGUCCAGCUGCUGGAUGCUGUGACUCCUCCUAUACGACGACAACUCUUUUUCUCGAAGCUACAAGUGGUGCCAGUGUUGUGGUUGUUGUGGGCUCUGAUGUUCGCAGUGGCAUAUGCCAGUAUCUUUAUCCCCGCAGAGAGCAGUGGAUUGCAUGGAAGGAAUCUAUUGCACUUCCACGUAGGCCACAAAGACACGGUGAUCAACACCAAGAUCAUCCUUAUUAAUCGUGUAUUCAUCAUGUUCUUCUGGAUGCAACGUCAUGCGUGGAAUGCCUUCAAAGGAGCGUUCAUACGCUGCAGACUGUUGAUGCACCCGCCAAUUAUUUCAGAAGAUACGGAUGAAGACGCUCUAGAUCCGGACGAAGAAGAGCUGAGUAUUAUGCGUGGAUCUUUGGAAUAUUUCUGUCCAUUCGACACUUUCCCCGGACUAAGACGCAGGACCCGAAGAACUCGUUGA
Messenger RNA from Phytophthora infestans T30-4, 1755 nucleotides. RefSeq lists its product as uncharacterized. The transcript has 3 exons. NCBI's taxonomy places the organism in Eukaryota, Oomycota, Peronosporomycetes, Peronosporales, Peronosporaceae. The record is from RefSeq and is a predicted model, not a curated record. Bases 1 to 1755 code for a protein of 584 amino acids.